AUGGCCGACAAACUUCGCACUCUCCAGAACCUCGAGGCGCUUCAGGCCCGCUACAUCGGUACUGGACACGCCGAUACCACCAAGUACGAAUGGACCUCCAACAUCAUCCGCGACAGCUGCGCGUCGUAUGUCGGACACAACCCGCUUCUUUCCUACAUGGCCGUUGGAAUGGGUGAAUCAAAGGAGAAGACACGCACGAUUAUGCUAGAGAAAAUGGUCAGGGGCGCUGGUAACCCUCCAGAGACGCAGGAGUAA
Messenger RNA from Penicillium verhagenii, 255 nucleotides. Its product is annotated as splicing factor 3B subunit 5 family protein. NCBI's taxonomy places the organism in Eukaryota, Fungi, Ascomycota, Eurotiomycetes, Eurotiales, Aspergillaceae. The record is from RefSeq and is a predicted model, not a curated record. The transcript has 2 exons. Bases 1 to 255 code for a protein of 84 amino acids. Gene Ontology annotation, cellular component: precatalytic spliceosome; U2 snRNP. Gene Ontology annotation, biological process: mRNA splicing, via spliceosome.